GGGAGCACCCCGGGGUGCCCCCGGAGUGGGGUGGCGUCUGUAGGGAUGUCAGCGGGGUGUGCCCAUCCAUGGGAUGUAUGGGCUCCAUACUGAGCCACGCUGGGUACCUGCUGCAGGAGGGAUCCCAGCCACGCUGCACGGAUGGCGUGGGAUGUAUGGGCUCCAUACUGAGCCACAUUGGGUACCUGCUGCAGGAGGGAGCUGAGCCACGCUGCACGGAUGGCGUGGGAUGUAUGGGCUCCAUACUGAGCCACGUUGGGUACCUGCUGCAGGAGGGAGCUGAGCCACGCUGCACAGAUGGCGUGGGAUGUAUGGGCUCCAUACUGAGCCACAUUGGGUACCUGCUGCAGGAGGGAGCUGAGCCACACUGCACAGAUGGCGUGGGACAUAGAGGCUCCAUACUGAGCCACGUUGGGUACCUGCUGCAGGACGGAUCCCAGUCACGCUGCACAGAUGGCAUGGAAUGUAUAGGCUCCAUACUGAGCCACGUUGGGUACCUGCUGCAGGAGGGAUCCCAGCCAUGCUGCAUGGAUGGCGUGGGAUGUAUGGGCUCCAUACUGAGCCACGUUGGGUACCUGCUGCAGGACGGAUCCCAGCCAUGCUGCAUGGAUGGCGUGGGAUGUAUGGGCUCCAUACUGAGCACCUGCUGUGGGAGAGAGGUCCUGCACCAAGCCACACUGCGUGGAUGGUGUGAGAGGUAUGGGCUCUGUGCUGAGUGUGUGCGAUACGUGCUUUGGGAGGUCUGGGCUCUAUACGGAGCCGUGCUGCAUAUAUGGUGUAGGAGGCAGGAGUCCAGUCCUGAGUCGUGCUAGCCAUGUGGUGUGGGAGGUAUAGGCUCUAUACUGAGCACGUUGGCUAUGUGGUGCAGGAGAGACGGGCUCUAUACUGUGCACAAGGGGUGUAUGGUGUAGGAGGUAUGGACUCCAUACCAUGCACGUGACGAGGGAGAGACGGGCUCUAUACCGUGCACACGGGGUGUAUGGUGUAGGAGGUAUGGACUCCAUACCACGCACGUGAUACGGGAGGUGUGGGCUCUACACUGUGCACACGAGAUGGGCUCUGUACGGCACACACGGCGUGGAACGUAUGGGCUCUAUAAGGUGCAAGGUGGCACAGGGAUGGAUUCGCCAGGUCCGGGUCACCUGGGCGCAGGGUGACCGGUGCCCAGCGGG
Messenger RNA from Harpia harpyja (harpy eagle), 1172 nucleotides. RefSeq lists its product as uncharacterized. The transcript has 2 exons. The record is from RefSeq and is a predicted model, not a curated record. Bases 69 to 812 code for a protein of 247 amino acids. Lineage: Eukaryota; Metazoa; Chordata; Aves; Accipitriformes; Accipitridae.